This is a messenger RNA of Wallemia ichthyophaga EXF-994, 1677 nucleotides long. Its product is annotated as Protein phosphatase 2C-like protein C10F6.17c. Bases 1 to 1677 code for a protein of 558 amino acids. Gene Ontology annotation, biological process: protein dephosphorylation. Gene Ontology annotation, molecular function: protein serine/threonine phosphatase activity. NCBI's taxonomy places the organism in Eukaryota, Fungi, Basidiomycota, Wallemiomycetes, Wallemiales, Wallemiaceae. The transcript has 3 exons. The record is from RefSeq and is a predicted model, not a curated record.
AUGUUUUUGAUACGGCGAGUUUCAACGAAUCAAUCCAAACAAUUGAAGUUCUUGAAGAGAUGUAUUUCGAAUAAGCCAACGAAUCCAACGAAGCCAAGGAAUAGAAUCAUAGAUAUUCUACUCUUCUCUUCUGCUAGCUUUGGCUUGUAUGGUCUGUAUAAUCAUUUCAGCAAUCAACCUUUCAUUAGCAGUACAGAUAGUUUCACUAUUCCGAUCAAGUCUAAGGAUGGUAUUAAGUCUAUUAAAACUGUUAAUAAGCUUUCUUCUUCGGAUAUUUCUACUCUACUCAAAUCAAAUGAAUCUACAACUAAAAUUGUUAAAUCUGGUCAGCCUUCUUUAAUUAAUCAGUACUACAAUAAUCACAUAUCUUCGAACAACCCCAUUGAAGAUAGGCACUGUGAAAUCAUUUUGGAAAGAGAUUCUAAGCCAUAUGAUUCCAAUAACCUCAUUAACCUUGAUAGAACCGGUGACUUGUUCUUCUUUUGUGUUUUUGAUGGUCACUCUGGUUUUAGAACUUCAGAAUUUCUCUCUAAAUCCUUAGUACCUUCCACUGCUCUUCACUUAUCAUCUUUAUUCAAUAACAUUCCACCUACAAACUCUUCUUAUUGGCAUCAAUUUAUCAACCUCUUCAAAUCUAACAACAAUUCUACUAACUUAGACUCUCAACCUCAACUUGUCAUGCAAUCUUUGAAAAAUGCUUUCAUUAAUUUGGAUAACUCUUUAUUACAAGCUCCUAUAAGCUUAUUAAAUCAAUUACCUAAAACUCCCUCUCCACCGUCCAAACCUGAUGAUUCUUUACUUUCUGCUUUGUCCGGUUCGUGCGCUCUAAUGGCUUACAUUGAUGAAAUUCGUCAAGAUUUAUAUAUUGCAGUAACCGGUGAUUCAAGAGCUAUAGCUGGUUACUAUGAUAAUGGUAAAUGGUUUGUUGAUGUUUUAUCAGUUGAUCAAACCGCUAAAUCUAAAUCUGAAAUCAAGAGAAUUCAAUCUGAACAUCCUUCUGUUGAAUCUCCUUAUGUCGUUCAACGUGGUAGAGUCUUAGGUGGCUUAGAACCAACAAGAGCUUUCGGUGAUGCUCGUUAUAAAUGGUCUGCUCCUUUACAAUCUCAAUUAUCAAACGCACUCUUACCUCCUUCUUAUCCAAUAAGACCUCCACCAAGGGCUUUACUCACUCCUCCAUAUGUUACCGCUGAGCCUGAAGUUACUCAUCGUAAAUUGAAUCUCUCAAGCAAACCCCAGUUCCUCAUUUUAGCUACCGAUGGUCUUUGGGAUAGAUUAUCAAAUGAGGAGGCUGUCGCAUUAGUGGGAAAAUCUCUAGAUGGUUCUGGUGUUAGAGGUGGAAUUCACGGAAAGACUAUAUUAGAUAAAUCCGAACUUCUGCAAAAUGUCACAUCUGAAAGAAACUCGUCAAAUUUCGAUGAAUCAAAUGAUAAUCAGUACAUAUUCAACGAAUCAAACUUAUCAACUCUACUUAUCAAAAAUGCUUUAGGUGGUGCGCAUGAAAAUCAAGUUUCUGCUUUAUUAUCUAUACCCCCACCGCAUUCAAGGCGAUUCUUUGAUGAUACGACUGUCUCUGUCAUUUUGUUCAACAAUAGUAAUGACAAGAUGAACGAUUAUGACUCGAAUACUAAAAAGCAAUAUGCUAAUGUACAAAAAUUAAAGGAUAAUCUACAAAUAUAA